Molecule: messenger RNA, 1356 nt
Organism: Cetraspora pellucida
Lineage: Eukaryota; Fungi; Glomeromycota; Glomeromycetes; Diversisporales; Gigasporaceae
Source: the annotation of a GenBank genome assembly
AUGAUCAUUGAUAAACGAAACGCGAUGCUUUCGAAUUAUGAAGUGUUAGCACUUCUCAGAGAAAUGGAUGAAAAGCAACGAGAGCAAACUAAAAUUGAUCCGAACGUCAAAUUUGCCGAAAGUUUGAAGACAAUACAAUUUGAAGUUAUCCAAAAUUUGUCAUCACAACAAUCUCCUUCGUCAACUCAAACACCUGAACAAAUCGAGGCAACUUUAACUCACCUUAAACAAUAUAAUCUCACUAAAUCAGAAAAAUUACAGCUUAUUAAUUUAAGACCCCAAAGUAUUUCUGAAUUGGAAUUGAUUAUAGAAGAUUGUGAAGAUCGAUUUGAGAUGGAUAUUCUUAGGGAAAUGAUUUAUAUAAUAGGAUCGAAGUUGCCAAUGCCCGGUAAGGUUGUUCGUCGCUUGGAAAGCGGAACUGAGUCUCUAGGCGAUGAUAUUUGUGAAGCGUCCUUUGUCGUCAACCUCUCCAACAUUGAUCUGAACGGACGCAUGAAAGGUGAUAAGCUUAAUAGUUCACAUUAUUUGGCUCAAUGUGAUUUCUGCAAAACAAAAUGUCCUAGCGAAUCCUCAAAAAUGGAAAAACAUUUAUUAGAAAAGUACGAAGAUAUUAAUCAAGAUGAACGUGAUAGUAUUAGUGAUAUUUUAAAAAAUACAAAAGUAAAAAAGUUACGAAUAUAUAACUCAUCAUUUCAAACUGAUACUGAUGAUAAUACAGAUACAAAUAAUAAUCAAGAAAUUGAAUCUGUUACAUUAUCUAUUAGAGAAAAAGUGUCUAUUAAUCGUCAACUGCUUAAAACAUUAAUUUUGACCAAUGCACCAUUAUCAUUUGUAGAAGAUGCUGAAGUAAUUAAAUUAUUUUAUAUGUUAAAACCUGAAUAUAAGCUUCCAUCUCUUACAUUGGGUCAAGUGGCUGCAUCAUGGACCUGGCUUCGUGAAAUUAUUUGUAAAAACUCAUUUACUAAUAAUGAUUUUCAAAACUUGUUAAUCCUUGAAAUUGAUAAUCAUUGGGAAAAAAUUUAUAAUCUGGAUAAAUUUAUUGAUGAAUGGCUAAAUUAUGCAAGUCAAAAAGGUCAAUUUUCAGCAUCAUCAAUUCAAAGUCCAAGCUUUACAAGAUUUCCACUACGAUACUGGCAUACUAUGCUUCACAUAACACCAAAUUUAAGUGAAUUUGCCUGUCAUCUUUUGUCAAUUCCACCUAACUCUGCAACUUCUGAACGGGUAUGGUCCUUAUUAGAUGAUAUUCAUAUGUAUGAUUUAAAUAAUGAAGAAACUAUUCCAACGCCCAAAGAUAUUUUUGAUUCAAAAAGCGUUGAAAAAUCAUUAAAUUUUUACAUUCAACAAUCGUAUGUAUAG